CACUUAAAACACAAUUUGAAAAAAGGGAAUCCCCUUCUUUCAUUUCUGUUUUUAAUUCCUCAGAUAAAAACGAGCUUGAACUGUCGUAUCAUAAGUAUAUUGUAUUCACAGUGGGUGCUCCUCAGCAGACAAAUUCGAUUGGCAACAAGCCAUCUUUUCUUUAGUGUGCACAGAAAGCUAAACUACGGAAGUUCUUUUCAUUCGCGUAUACACACACACACACACACACGCACACACACACUUUUACGUAUCUCAUAGCUUGCACAAUUCAUCCUACGCUGGCUGCUAUGUGAUUGUGCAACUGUACAAAACCACGUGUUUCUACAGAAACAGACCCGCCCCUAAAAUGUCACUGACUAUUCUGGGGUUGUAGUUACAUUACCUCGAUAUUUGUAUACGAGUAUCAGUUGGAAAGAGAUCUACAAACUACGAUUCCCAGAACUUGGUAUUCUAAGAAAAGUGUAUAAGCGUUACCACAUGUAACCACAGUAAGGGUUUGGCAUUUAGAGGGUAUUGUUGCAUUUUAUUGAUUAUUUUUCUCCUGUCAUGUCUUCUUUCUUUUUUGCCGGCGUGGGUAGGACGGUUCCCUCAAAAGUCAAGCUUCUUUUGCCUCAUUUCAGCAACCGGUGUGCAGUUUCGAACUUAGGUUUAGUGCAUUGUCCAUUAAAAACACGAGUUCUGCAGAACACAAAUGCUGGCUUUAAACUUUCCAACGUGAGAUACAAGUCCAGUAUAGCAGGGGACAGAACUGCAAGUGGGUCGAACGGUAAGAAAGUCCGGCUAGUUGCUGGUGCUGCACUGGUAGCGAGUCUGGCUGCUGGUUUAAGUCACUUUCAAAGAGCUGAGAUGAAAUCUACAGUGGCCGUUCAUUCUGAGACAGGCAAAAUGGUUGAAGAUGAUAUUUUGGAAAAGUGCAAAUGUUUUAUGUCUCAACCUGUGACAGAAGUCCAAGUCCUGCAGAAAAAUAAGGAAGAAAUGAGGACGAAGAUGGAGAUGAUGAUUUUGCAAACACAAGCAGAAUUUUGCAAAGCUCUCGCUGAUGUAGAUGGGGGAACUUUUCAAGUGGACCGCUGGGACAGGAAAGAGGGCGGUGGAGGUAUCAGCUGCAUCCUGCAAGACAGCCACAUUUUUGAGAAGGCUGGGGUAAACCUGUCGGUUGUGUUCGGCGAUCUUUCUGAGGAAGCAGCCCAGCAGAUGAGAAGCCGAGGGAAAUCACUUAAAAGGAAAGAUGGAAAGCUGCCAUUCUGUGCUAUGGGAGUGAGUUCUGUGAUCCACCCGAAGAACCCUCACAUCCCCACGAUACAUUUCAACUACAGAUACUUUGAAAUCGAAGAAGCCGAUGGUUCAAAGCUGUGGUGGUUUGGUGGAGGAACAGACCUGACACCUGCAUAUGUUAAUAAGGAGGAUGCUGUUCAUUUUCAUAAAACCCUGAAGAAUGCCUGUGAUAAACAUGACAGCAAGCUGUAUCCAGUGUUUAAAAAAUGGUGCGACAACUAUUUCUUUAUUAAGCACCGGGGGGAGAGAAGAGGAGUCGGUGGAAUUUUCUUCGACGACCUGGAUUCCCCCACAAAGGAAGAUGUGUUUGACUUUGUGAGGAGCUGUGCCAAAGCUGUUGUGCCCUGCUACAUACCAAUUGUGAAGAAACACCUCAAUGACUCUUUCACCUCAGAGGAGAAGCAGUGACAGCAGCUUCGUAGGGACAGGUAUGUGGAGUUUAACCUGGUUUAUGACAGGGGAACAAAGUUUGGCCUUGCAACACCCGGGUCCAGGAUAGAAAGUAUUCUGAUGUCUCUGCCACUUACUGCAAGAUGGGAGUACAUGCAUGAACCUCCUAAGGGUACAAAGGAAGCAGAAACAUUGCAAGUGUUAUGUAAUCCCAAAGACUGGGCAGAAUAACUAAAAGAAACUGAAAUAGAUAUAAAUACCAACAACCCUUAGUUCACUGAUUUAGAUAAUCUGCAUAUCGCCCAAAACCACUAUGUCAUUGCACUCAAUAUAUGAAAGUUAUGAGGAGACUUCCUAAAAGAGAUGCUGAAAGUAAACUGUCAGUAUCUCUAUUGGAAACAAACAUUCAGGUUAUUGUGUAUGAAAAAGUUGGGUGCAAUUCUUUUUAAAGCAAAAAAAAAAAAAAAGUAUUUCUGUGUUAACUUUUUAUUUAUUAUAUCUGCAAAAAAAAUACAUAAUGUUCAGUUCUGCAUAGUGUUUUCCUUGUAUAACUUGAAGCUCCCUAUAAUGUAUCAAAUCAAAUUCCAGUUAAAUAAUAACUUAAUCAUUUUUUUUUUUAAUUAAAAAAAAAAUUAAAGCAUCUAUGUGAGUUUCCAUCCUGUUUCAGGAUUACUUUUUACUCUGGACUAAGCGUGAUUUCAAUUUGUUUAAGCCUUGAACAUGGUGUGGAUUAAAGUAUCAGUCUUUGUAUUUAUUCAAGUGUCAGUCUUUGUAUUUAUUCAUGUGCUGUACAGACUUUUUGUGUUGCAGUUGUAAAAGCUAUAAAAUUACAUAUUUAUAUGCCUUUUCUCAAGUUUUGUAAAACUUUCCUGGUUAUUUAGGUAACAAAAAGUAAAGCACAGUAAUGGCAAGUAUUGUAAGGCUCUCUUCAGUCUCUUGUUUUUAAGUUUUUUUAAGAUUGGUAAAGCAAACCCAGCUCUGUCAUUAAAUAACCUCAAACCUGUUCUAGAGCGAAAUCAGUGUUUAAAAAGUUAAUGAAUACCACCGUAUUUCAAUGUAUAAUAUAUAACCUGUUUUCACCAAUUUGAGUAUUUUUUAGAAAAAAGAUUUAGA
Polyodon spathula (Mississippi paddlefish) is the source of this 2778-nucleotide messenger RNA. RefSeq names its product oxygen-dependent coproporphyrinogen-III oxidase, mitochondrial-like. Gene Ontology annotation, molecular function: coproporphyrinogen oxidase activity. Gene Ontology annotation, cellular component: mitochondrial intermembrane space; cytoplasm. The coding region runs from base 547 to 1683 and encodes 378 amino acids. The transcript is spliced from 7 exons. The record is from RefSeq and is a predicted model, not a curated record. NCBI's taxonomy places the organism in Eukaryota, Metazoa, Chordata, Actinopteri, Acipenseriformes, Polyodontidae.